Ziziphus jujuba (common jujube) is the source of this 1192-nucleotide messenger RNA. RefSeq lists its product as uncharacterized. The record is from RefSeq and is a predicted model, not a curated record. NCBI's taxonomy places the organism in Eukaryota, Viridiplantae, Streptophyta, Magnoliopsida, Rosales, Rhamnaceae. The transcript has 3 exons. Bases 258 to 851 code for a protein of 197 amino acids.
AAAAAAUGGAGGGAAAAUUUUGGUUUUGUUCUUUCUUGAUAAUUUUUUGUUUUGUUUUUUACGAGUUUUAAUUCAAGCUAUCGAAACUGAGAGUCUGAGCCCAAGUCCUUUUCUACUGGGCCUCUCAAACCAAAGUUGGGCCCAAUACCUAUUCACGGUUCCCAAAAGAACAUCCUCCACCGUUAUACCUUUACCUUUUGAAAUUCUGAUCAAAGCCUCUCAACCGCCCGAUCAUUCCCUCCUGCAGAUCGAAAUCAAUGGCGGUGACUACGCGGUCUUCGCCAUCGCUUACAUUGCUCUUUCACCUCCUUCUCCUUGCCACGCCACCACCGUCGCAAUCCCUGUCUUAUUCCCAAUACCGGAGCCUCUUCUCGCUCGCUCACUCGCUCAUGGCGCGCGUGGCCAAUCUCCGAGCCGCGCGUGGCGACAUCUCGGGGGCCAACAGAGCCAGAGUCAUGGCAGAACAGUUGGAGCGAGGGCUGGGGUUGGGGUUCUGGGGCUACGUUUGGUCGGCGGGUUGGGACUACACGAAGAACUACGCUUGGAGAGACUUAUCUUAUACGGAGCUGUACGGUGCCGUUUCAGACGCGAACGAGUUGCUGAGGUGGCUGGGUGAGUUGAGCGGUGCAAGAUCGGAAGCAGCUCGGGCGGCCUGGGUGAGCCGGAAUUAUCAAAAUGUGGCGAGGGUGUCGAGCUCGCUGCUGCGGAAGCUGCUCAAAGUGUUCCGACAGUCGGGGAUGUUGAGGGAGUUGGUGGAGACAGUUCAAAGAGAAGUGGUGGAUGGCGGAUUAUUGAGGGAUUGCCUUGAAUUGGGAAGCAAUGACUUGAAAGGCAUUUGCAUUAGCAACUAGGCAGUUGAAGAUAAACUAUUGGUACUGAAAUAUGUUCCAUGACCUGCCUCCAUCAUCACAACGCAACCGAUUAGUGGCUCUCCAACAACAACAACCAAAAAAAAAAAAAAAAAAAAAAAAGCGAAGGAUUAGUGAAGGUUUUGUUGUUUUGGUAACUUUUGUAGUUUAUUUGUUUUUAAUUAAAUUGCCCUCUCAAGAGAAAAAAAAAAAUAUAUUUAUUACCUUCAAGCCAUGACCUAGCGUGCAUAAAUUGUGACCAGUAAAACCAAAUUGGUCCUUGAGGAUUUUGUUCUUAGAUUUGAUUCACUUGCUUUGUAAUGUUUCUUUCAUCCAUUAUUAGA